Dermatophagoides farinae (American house dust mite) is the source of this 1085-nucleotide messenger RNA. The record is from RefSeq and is a predicted model, not a curated record. Lineage: Eukaryota; Metazoa; Arthropoda; Arachnida; Sarcoptiformes; Pyroglyphidae.
CAUUCCAUUUGGUUCAACCAAAUAUUAUUUACUUUGUGCUGCCGGUGGUGCAUUUAGCUGCGGUUGAUCCAAAACGUUAUCGUAAUAUAACCAAUGGUUUUAUGGUUUCAUAUGGUCAUGAAGGUGGCCUACGUGGACUGGUUCGUGGCUGGGCACCAACUGCAUUCGGUUAUUCAUUUCAAGGUCUUGGUAAAUUUGGUUUCUAUGAAUUAUUUAAAAAUGUUUAUUCCAAAGCAUUGGGACCAGAAUAUUCUUAUCAUUAUCGUACAUCACUAUAUCUGGCUGCAUCAGCUUCGGCUGAAUUUUUUGCUGACAUUGCAUUGGCUCCAUUUGAAGCAUGUAAAGUUCGUACACAAACAUCUAAAGAUUGUCCAUCCGAAUUUAGACGUGUUGCACCAUUAAUUUAUCGUCAAGAAGGAUUGGCCGGUUUUUAUAAAGGUCUUAUACCACUUUGGUUUCGUCAAAUACCAUAUACAAUGAUGAAAUUUGCCUGUUUUGAACGUACUAUUGAAUGGUUAUAUCGUUAUGCUGUGCCCAAACCACGUGAUCAAUGUAGUAAAUCUGAACAAUUAACAGUUACAUUUGUAGCUGGUUAUAUUGCCGGUAUAUUCUGUGCUAUUGUUUCACAUCCUGCUGAUACAGUUGUAUCGAAAUUAAAUCAAGAACGUGGAUCAACUUGGAUUAAUGUACUUGGUAAACUUGGACCAAUCGGUGUUUGGAAAGGUCUUAUGCCACGUAUUAUAAUGAUUGGUACAUUAACAGCUGCACAAUGGUUCAUUUAUGAUGGUUUUAAAGUUUGGCUAUCAUUACCACGACCACCACCACCAUCAUUGCCAUCGAAAAGUAUUGUCUUGCAUGACAAUAAUAACGAACGAAAAACAACGAUGACGACGACGACGACAGCGACAACAACAACAACAUUGAUAUUGGAAAGAACGAAUAAAAUACAUACUCAUCAUAUACUUGAACGAGAACAAAAAAUCGAUCCAUUCGAAAAAGUAAUCGAAUUCUUCUUAUCCAUCAUUUAUUUUGGAUCUUCAUUUAUUUCAUAUACUAUACUAUAAUAAUAAUAAUAUAACUAAUGG